AUGAUCUCACGGCUUGCAGAACCUCACCUCAGUGAAGGUCAAAAGGAUGACAUCUUGCUCGCUGCAAGCCUGGUAUGCGAUUCCAAGGACGUCCUUGCACUUAUGAGCUGGCUCAGAUUAGAUAUCUCGUCCCGAUCUUUGCGAGCGCUUGUUUACUCGGGCAAUCAUACUGCUCUGAAGAAGCUGCUGGCAAGCCAGUCUCAGAACGAGUAUUUCUCCAGUGCAGGAUUCAAAGAGAGUCUCCACAUGGCCGUGGAUCACUCGUCACUGGAAAUUGUGAGAGAACUUCUCGACCAUGUUGAUGUUGUCCAAGACAAGGAGGUCCUUAUGGAUUGCUUGAGUCGUGUUAUUCAGAAAUCAGCAUCCAAGGAAGUCUGUCUCUUACUUCUAGACACGGGCGUUGAGAUUGAUUACGGGCGUCAAGAGCAAUACCUGAGUGACGCCGUGAAGCAAGAUAACCCGGAGCUGGCACAAGUGUUCUUGGAUUGCGGGGUCAGCAUCGACGCUCAAGAAUCCUCAGGCGAACCGCCUCUUUACGUGGCCGCGAAAGAGGGCACGCUAUCCAUGGUGGAGUUUCUCGUGAAACGGGGCGCCGACGUCAACGUUCGAACUGAUGCCAAGGGGCUGACGCCGCUGUACGGAGCGACACUUCAGUCGAGACCAGAAGUCGUCGAGUAUCUCCUGAGCAAGGGAGCCGACGUGACUAUCCCUUCAAAGGCACGAAACUGGUCUCCUUUGGAAGGGGCAUAUGACUAUCCGGCCGUCAUGGCACAUCUGGUCACCAAGGCGUGGCCACCGCCCGACUAUCACCGAGUGGCUGAGUUUGGGGACACCCAAUGUACAGCCCUUUUCCUCGCAGCGACGUACGGCAAGACCGAUAGUGUCAGGUUGUUGUUGAAGCAUGGCGAUCCGGACAUCGAGUUCACGCCAUCCUCAGAUAUCGAAAAAGAAAAGACGGAUACGAGGGGAUAUACUGCUCUAGCUGUCGCAAGUCUAUACUCGCACACGGAUAUUGUGAGGCUGUUACUAGAGCAUGGGGCGAACGUCAACCAUCGAAUCCCGGGCACCCGUCUGACACCGCUCCAUCUCGCACACAGCGGCGAUACACUCGCGGUAUUGCUGGAAUACGGGGCCGACAAGGAGGCCAAAGACGACAACGGCUACACGCCUCUCUUUUACGCCGUGACGAAACCAGAUUCGAGUCUCACCCGGCGUUUGGUGAACGCUGGCGCCAAUUUUAAAGCCACCGAUAAUUGGGGUCAUGCCGCUCUGCUGAACGCCCUGAUCUACGGCGAGCCGAGUAGCCGUGAAGAGAAUUGCAGAUACCUCAUUUCCAAAGGUGCUCCGAUCAACGAAAAGGGUCCAGACAGGUACGGGUCCACCGUGCACAGGUGUUGCAGGUUCGGUGAAGUAGAGGAAGUAGAAUUGAUCUUGGAGCUGGGCGGUGAUGCGGGCCUCUGGUAUGGGAUGCAGGGCACCCUUCUCGAGGCGGCAUGCAACAACGUCAACAAAAACGACUUGAGAUUGGUGAGAUACCUCGUCGAGAAAAAGGGGGUCGACAUCAACGGCCCGGGGAGCUACCUCCGCAGUGCCAUGGGAGAGGCAUUCCGGUCUGGCGACGAAUCACUCAUACGAUACCUGCUCGAAAAUGGUGGGCGUUUCGAUACCCUAGACGGCAACGGACAACCGGCGUGGUUCAACAUUUGUGCCAGAAAGGACGACGCCCUCGAGAUGUUUGACAUGCUACUAGACGACUACGGAGCGGAAGACUUCCUAGCCUCGCUAGGGGACAAGGACAGAACGUCACGGAAUAUCCUGCACUGCACAGCACUUUCGGGGCAUCUGGGACUUGUUGAGAGACUUGUCGACCUGGAUCCAAACCUAGUUGACAGCCGUGACAUUGACGGGUGGUCGGCCCUUCACUGGGCAGCGCGGAUGGCCUCCAUCGAAGGUCUCGGAGGCGAAGACAUCCCGCAGAAAUGGGAAGAGAAGGCUGAAAUCAUCAAGUUCCUAGCUCGCAAGGGAUGUCCUGGUCUGACAGAAUGUGUGCCCGGUGGCAAUGAAGGUACGUGGGACGCACUGGAAAUUGCAGAAUACCACGGCGCGCCUGAAGUUAUCGUCGCUGCGUUCAGGGAUAUGAUGGAGGACGCACAAGUUCAAGUCGAAUCCACCAAAGCGUUGUCCCAGCGCGCUGGAAGAUGGAUUUGCGACGGUUGCAACACUCUGAUCUGGGGUGCUUUCCUCAUUUGCGAUGACGAUGAUUGUUACAAAAACUUUGGGCUUUGCUUCAAGUGCGCGCCUCACAAGGAUGAACUCCAUGACCCGAAGCACGUGUUCGUCAUUGACGAACGAGGAGUCCCAGAAUGCUCAAGUCUGGAGUGGGCACCGUAG
Colletotrichum scovillei is the source of this 2391-nucleotide messenger RNA. RefSeq lists its product as uncharacterized. The record is from RefSeq and is a predicted model, not a curated record. Gene Ontology annotation, molecular function: protein binding. NCBI's taxonomy places the organism in Eukaryota, Fungi, Ascomycota, Sordariomycetes, Glomerellales, Glomerellaceae. The transcript is spliced from 2 exons. Bases 1 to 2391 code for a protein of 796 amino acids.